This is a messenger RNA of Lepisosteus oculatus (spotted gar), 4244 nucleotides long. It is a transcript of the gene itprid1, whose product is annotated as ITPR interacting domain containing 1. Lineage: Eukaryota; Metazoa; Chordata; Actinopteri; Semionotiformes; Lepisosteidae. The record is from RefSeq and is a predicted model, not a curated record. Gene Ontology annotation, molecular function: signaling receptor binding.
CGUCAUAACCUCCACUGUGCUUCAGAAUUUGGUCAGAAGUACAAAAAUGUGCCAGGAGUGCUUUGGAAUAAAAUAUUAUGUGCAGAUGAGACCAAGAUAAGUUUUAUCAAAAUACGGGAAAGUUGUACAGUAAGUGGUGGGGGAGAAAGAUAGGAACUAGAGCUGCUUUGAAGAGCACCACCUCAUCUAGGAAGUGUUCCCUGCUCUCUGCGCUCGUUUACAACAACCCUGAACGUGUUAAGGAUCUCGUUACAGACAUUUACAGUACAGUCCGUCUCACAUGACAAGUGGGCGGACUGGCGCAAAGGCAGGAGAAUUCGUGCGCUCCUGUUCGCACCGCGUGGCCCGGACAAACGACGAUGACGGCGGUGCGGUAGGGUAGUUCACGAGAGCUCGUGUUGGGCAGUGGUCAAAAAUGUCAAAAUGCUUCAAUUCAUUUUCGUGCCCCGGAUGUGCCUUCUAACUGAGGAAUUUAUACCGCAAUAGAGCAAUAUUAAAUAUUAGAAGGGUGAACAAUGAUGUGCAGUAGAAGCAACUUUGAGAAUGCAAGGCGAGCCAACUUCAUGUCAUCCAAGGGGCUAUGGACAGAGAUGGAUGAGCAGCAGCUUCCUCAAAUACUAACCGAAAGCAAACCUGGAGACUAUAAACAAGACAGCAUUCGACAGUGGCUGAUCUCUGGGCGUACGGAGGAUGCAAAUCAAGACACAGCUCAGUGCUUGGAGCAAGCAGGGUCUCUGAAGAGGCUUGUCAGUGCAGAGGAUGACUUAAUUUUGGGUGUUGAAGCGUCAUUAUAUGGACAGAACACACCUCGCAAGACGGUACAAGAAUAUCUAAGAUCCCUGAAGUCAUCCUUAGGAAACCCUGUGCUGUCAAGGUGGAACAGUUUGGCAUCCUCACAUUCAGCUGCUUCAGGAAUAGUAAGUGUCAUGGAUGUGUUGGAAUUUCGGCAUGAUGACCCGGAAGAGCUCCUGUUAGACCUGGGAUUUGGCAUGGAAGAGCCUGACAUUUCUAUUAAAAUCCCAGCGCGGUUUAUCAACUAUGCAUCGCAAGCAAGGGGCAUCAAUAUCCAGGUCUUCCUGCAAGCACAAAAGACUCGGAUGGAUAUAGAGAACCCUGACUUCAGAAUUCGCUUCCGUCAGCUGGAGGUCUUGCAGCAGGUGACCAGUGCCUUUUCCUCUCUGGUCCACAACGGGGGGGUGGCGACGCAGCCGCCGGGCCCUGUGGGCGGGGGGGCUGCUCAAGGAGGACCCCCGGACGCGAAGGACAAGAGAACAAAGGUCGGCAUGCUUUUCCGGUGGGCCUCCAAAAAGACCAUCAGUUUGGGACAGACCGGACGGGGGCCGUCCGGCGUCCCGGAGUCCGCAGAGCCUCCUGAAACCCCGCCGUCCCCGCGGAGGCCCGCUUUCAAGCGCGCCAGGCCGUGUCUCCCGGAAAGUGCGUCCUUGACCCCGCUGGAGGAAGAGCUCGGCCCCGCCGGUGACAAAAAGCCCAUAUCCUGCCCUGAGGACUUGACCGGACCGGUGAACGACACCCUGAUGUCCCAGCCUCCUCCGAAAGAAAGGGAGCCAGAGCGUUCCCUGGCCUCGGAGACAGGCCACAGAGUGAGAGCGGCCAAGGAGCCUCGCUGUGGUGCUACAAGACGAAAACAGGGAGGAGACCGAGAACCUCCCGAGUCCUUUGAGAUGGAGGAGAUACACAGCUUUGAUGAAGGAAGCAUUUCAGGGAGCAUCACCACGCCAGGAGCAGAAGAUAUUUUAGGAGGGGGUGUUAUAAGGACAAACAGUUGCCAGUCAGACAGCAGUGGGUUUCUGGAAGAACCUUCUGUUCCUUCACUUCUGCCACAAUCAUCGCCUGCACCUGAGGUAUUGAAGGCAUUGCAUACAAUAUCUGGAGACAGCAUAGACAGCCAGAGUACUCUGAAGGGAAGCAAGGAUCUAUCUUUCUCAAACACAGAAUCUGAAGAAGCAGAACUUUCAAAGACACCCAAGCUGACAUCAAGUGACCACACUGAUGCAGUUUCAGAUCUGGGAUUUGGCCAUAACAAAAUAUGUUCUGGGACUGAUGUGGACACUGGAGACAGUACAGAAGACAGUAAAGACUGUGAAAUCCAGAAAUGUUUGAAAGCAGAACAAUCAGAGGCAUUAUCAUUGCAAGACUGCGGAUCCAAUGGAAACGUGAAUGAGGGAAAUUUAAAUGACAACAUUUAUAACAAAGAAAAUGGAAAGGCAGAGCGACGGCUGAAGACUAGUACAGAAACAUAUGCUUCUGACUUAAAUAGUCUGAUUCCCGACAAAGAACUGGAAAUAAUAUCUUCUUUGGCCUUGAAUGUAAAAGCUAUAAAUGAAGAAAAUCAGGUACAGAUACCUGCUUUCAAAGAGGGAACAACAGCCGGGUUGAACCUCAGCACAAAGAAUGAUAAAUCCCCAUAUGAAGAUGUUACAGAGACACAAACAUUAAUUCGGGAUGAGGAAUUUCCUGUUACACUAGGUACUAAACGAAGGAUUAGUGAUGCUUCUUUUAAUAAUUCUGAGAUGGAAUGUGAAGGGUCACAAACAGAAACCAACCAGAGAUUUUGGCAAAGUGUAACUGCAGAAACAAUGUUUUCAGACAACAAUUUAGGUGAUUACUCUCCACACCCAAUUCCAGAUUCAGAAAUCAAGACAACUCACAACAUGAAGGACUCACACAUGCAAGCUAAGUCAGGUUUUAGGUCCACCAGAAGUGUCACUGUGCAAAUGCCUUCGAAUCUAGCCUCGUUUUCCCAAAACAGUGUAAAACAAAGUAAAGACACUUCUUUAGGAUCUGUCGCACAGACUUUCCAGAGAGUCCAACAAAAUUCCUGUUUCAACAGAAAUAGGUCUGAUGUUCAAAGUGUUCCUUAUUUAGAACACCCAAAUAAUGUUUAUCAGAUCAACGCUGAUCAUCUACAUAGAACAGCACCUAAACAUGGAAUGCAGAGCUCCAGUUUUAGGACAAAAUCCAUGUCUUUGGAUACUGGGCUUGACCAUGAUGAAAGACAAUAUGAGGAGGUCGUCUCAGGCCAGGUUUCUUGUUGUUGUCGGCAUGAGCACCAUUGCAGCUGCUGUUCAUCCCGUAGCUCAUGCACUUCAAGGGAACAUCACAUCAGUAAAACUUUGGAGCUCCUUCAACAUGCUGUAAGAAACUUUUCCACAUUUCCGUACACGCUGGAGGAAUUAGAAGGCUUGAUAAGAUCUUUACGGAAAUUCCGAGAAACGUUUGUGGGAAUUGAGGAACAACUUGGAAAAGAACAAACUUCAGUUUAUGAUUUUCUGUCAGAUAUUGACAAAGAGGAGGUCAGCUGCAUUCAAGAGUUACGAACAGCUGUGAAAGAGCAAGUAAACGAACUUGAGCUUCAGCUAGCAGAUCUUGCCUUUAAUUAUGACGAAGGAUUAAACAUGCAGGUGCGCAGGCUGCUGGAUGAGCAGUCAUAUCUUCACGCACAGCUAAAGAUAAAAACACCAGAAAACCAGAAGUCCACCUAUUCCUCCCUGCCAGAUCUGGAAAUCAAAUCAACAAGGAGUGUCUCCACACAGUGUUCUCUCCUGCCAGAGAUUCACUUCCAGGAUAUGCUGCCUUUAAGGGAUGCAGCAACAAUGGAGCAAUUUUUGCUAGAGACAGGAGAUAGAGACACACAUCCUGUGGAGGACAGCACCCAGGUUGAGACGGACAUGCAUGCUAGAGAAUCUACUUCCAAAGCACUCAAGAGGCAGGAAAAAGUAGACUUUUUGGCAUUUCUACAAAACUUAAAGGAUUCAUUCCGAAACUCCUUCCACAGGGAAUCUCUGGAAUAAUAGCCAAGUAAAAGGUCCCUGCAGCAGUCCCAUGGGAAGAAACAGUUUAAUCCAGAUUUAUUUUAUAAUUUUUUUUUGGUUUUGUUUCUGCAAUAAAUCACAAAGCCUUUAAUUUUAUUUAAAAAACAUGUAAUUUGUGUUUCUCUUUGUUGCACUUUUGUAGCACUGACCUCAAAGGAACGUGAUACAGUAUGUCCCUAAAAUUUAGCUGAAAUAAAACAUAAAUAUUUCUAACUAUGAAUGUCAAUUCUGAUGGGUCAUGCAUGGCAUUGUACAACACAUGUACAUUAGUCUCUUAAGUUUACAGUAUAUGUAAAUUUGAUGAACUGUAACUGAAGUGAUAUAUAGGAUAGAAAUUAUUGUAUGCGGUCUGUGUGGGUCCUAAUGCCCCAUUAUAGUAUCGAGGACACUGUACUGUAAAAAGGCGCUGUC